Messenger RNA from Andrographis paniculata, 1112 nucleotides. RefSeq names its product two-component response regulator ARR5-like. Bases 273 to 935 code for a protein of 220 amino acids. NCBI's taxonomy places the organism in Eukaryota, Viridiplantae, Streptophyta, Magnoliopsida, Lamiales, Acanthaceae. The record is from RefSeq and is a predicted model, not a curated record. Gene Ontology annotation, biological process: phosphorelay signal transduction system; cytokinin-activated signaling pathway. The transcript is spliced from 4 exons.
AGAAAUUACAGAAAAUAAUAAUAAUAAUAAUAAAAAUCUGUGGGGAUACAGAUAACCAACAAAGUGGAUUUCAGAAUCUCAUCAGAUUUGAUUUCAAGACUCCAUUUUUAUUAUAUUAUAUUCCUCUGAAAAAAAAAAAAAGAAACAAAAAAUCAUUACAACAUACAUAUAUAGAGAGAGUGGAAGACAUACUGGUGGGUGAGUCAUAAUAAUUAUACAUGUCUUGAGAAGGGUUUGUCGAAAAAGCUUUGAUUUCAUAUCUGGAAUUAAAAAUGGCGAUAGAUGUGUUGGAGAGGUCAGGUGGUUUUGAUGACUCGUCAUCUUCAUCUUCAUCUUCAUCUUUGGUUCAUGUUCUUGCUGUGGAUGACAGUCUUGUCGACAGAACAGUCAUCGAGAGGCUGCUCAAGACCACUUCUUGCAGAGUUACAGCAGUGGAAAGUGGGAUGAGAGCUUUGCAGUUUCUGGGAUUAAUUGGGGAAGAUGAAGAAGAUGAAGAUGAAGAUGAAGAAGAAGAAGAAGGAAGGUCUGGUAAUGGAGUUAGUGGCGUUGAAUUGAAGGUGGAUCUGAUCAUCACAGAUUAUUGCAUGCCUGGAAUGACCGGCUACGAUCUUCUUAAAAAGAUCAAGGGUUCAUCGACUUUUAGAGAAAUCCCUGUUGUCAUCAUGUCGUCUGAUAACAUUUUGGCAAGAGUUCGAAGGUGUCUGGACGAGGGGGCCGAGGACUACAUAGUUAAGCCGGUGAAGUUGUCGGAUGUUAGAAGAUUGAAGACUUCCAUGUUCGGGGAAGGACUAGAUAAAGAAAUUGUUGACAACAAAAUCGUGCACAAGGAGAACUCCGAGAUUGAAACCUCAAAAUCUCCGAAAUCCUCGUCUUGUCCUAACAACGUGCCCUCUAGCCUUUCUAUGUUAAGUUGCGCUCCCCCUCCUACAAGAUGACUCGAUUAAACGAGCAACAAGAAGUGAGCGUUAAAUGAAAAGCGAAAACUAUGUAGUUUUGCGCUUUAUCUUGUAAUUUUAAAAUUUAUUGCAGAUCAAAUGUAAGAGAUGAUGAUCAUAGAUGUAAGAGAAUUCUUUUUUAGCAGUGCCCCAUUCAAAAUAAACUACGAUUUACUA